Molecule: messenger RNA, 624 nt
Organism: Blumeria graminis f. sp. triticale
Lineage: Eukaryota; Fungi; Ascomycota; Leotiomycetes; Helotiales; Erysiphaceae
Source: the annotation of a GenBank genome assembly
AUGACCCUUCCGACUGUAAUUCAUGAUUCUCUACCCUACAUUGACGCCGAGAUAAAUGCGGAGGAGCGUGCAUCCGCAUUAUCACUCAUUAGCGCCGAACUGGAUGAUGCUGCGAAGAGUGAUAUCGCCGACCCACCCGCACCGCCAACUGAAAAUCUCUCUGCUCUCGCCCUCGCCGAGAUCCAGAGGGUCCAAGAGAAGCGGCCCUUGAAAGCCAUUGAGCUCACGCGCUACGAAUCCAAUGAAUUCCCAUCAGCGCCUUCUGAGGCUCAUCCUGAAUCCUGGCACUCGGCUCUCCAGGCAACCUACACAUCGCAAGUAUACCUUCAGAACCGGCAAAAAAACCUGGAAUUCCUCGCUGAAUAUGGUAAAAAUUCCUGGCUUCUAGCAAAUGCCCGACUGGAAGAUACUCUGAGAGACUUGGAGCAGGAACUGACGGCCAGCAAGACGGAGCUCGACGUGUGCGUACUGCAGAGGAAGUCGCAUCAAGAAGCUGUAGAGGGCGAGAUAAGGAGUCUUGAAGAUACUUGGAAGAAGGGGGUGGGAAGACUGCUUGAGACCGAGGUCGCUGCUGAGAAGUUAAGACGGGAGAUUCUACAAAGACUGAGAGCAAAUGCAAAAUGA